This is a messenger RNA of Toxotes jaculatrix (banded archerfish), 3094 nucleotides long. Its product is annotated as immunoglobulin mu heavy chain-like. The record is from RefSeq and is a predicted model, not a curated record. Bases 74 to 3094 code for a protein of 1006 amino acids. Lineage: Eukaryota; Metazoa; Chordata; Actinopteri; Toxotidae. The transcript has 13 exons.
CUGCCCUCUCGUCAACUGACUGUCUUCCUGGUUAGUGUGAAGCACUUGUGUUCUCAUCUUUAGUCUGAAGAAGAUGGACAAACUGUCUGUUCUGCUGACAGUUCUCUGUCUGCCCUGUUUGAACAGUCAGGCCAUGGAGUCCAUUCCCUCUGCUUCAGUGCUGAAAAAGCCUCAGGAAGCCCUCAGUCUUUCCUGCAGGGGAACUGGAUUUGAUUUCAGUCAGUAUGGAAUGCACUGGAUCAGACAAACUGCAGGAAAAGCACUGGAAUGGAUGGGGCUUAUUUACUUUGAUGCAAGUAAAACAAAUUAUGCCAGCAGUUUUCAAGAACGUAUAGAAAUCACCAGAGAUAACAGCAACAGCAUGGUGUAUCUGAGACUGUCCAACCUAAAGCCAGAGGACUCUGCUGUGUAUUACUGUGCCGGAUGGGGUAGUGGCGCUUUUGACUACUGGGGAAAAGGCACGAUGGUCACAGUCACAUCAGCCACUUCAACUGGACCAACUGUGUUUCCUCUGACACCAUGUGGUUCUGGGACUGAAGACAUGGUCACUCUUGGCUGCCUUGCCACCGGCUUCACACCCUCCUCACUGACUUUCACAUGGAACAAAAAUGGGGCUGCCUUGACGGACUUCAUUCAGUACCCUCCAGUACAGAAAGGCAAUGCCUACACAGGAGCCAGUCAAAUCCAAGUGAGGAGACAGGACUGGAAUGAAAGGGACACUUUGCAGUGUGCUGUGACACAUGCUGCGGGAAAUGCACAAGCUGUUGUCCCUCCACCAACACGUAAGACCAUUGAUGUCCCUCCAAAAAUCACACUGCACCAUGUCUGGCAAGGUGAAUGGGGGGCCUCACCAGUCAGACUCAUCUGCACCCUAAGUGACUUCUUUCCGAACAAACUGAAUGUGGAGUGGCAACGGGACAACCAACCUCUAAAAACUGCAACAAUUGAAAGGAAACUGCAGAGUGUGGAGGCAAAGAACAAAACCUUCAGUCUAAGCAGUGAGAUUGUGCCAAAUAUGGCAGAGUGGGAAACCGGCUCAAAUUUCACAUGCAAGGCCACUCACAAUGAAAAUGAAUUUCAAGAAACAAUAAAUAUUUGUAAAAUCCAAGCAAACAGCUCUCCAUCAAUUCAUGUGGAGAUUCCCAGCUUCAAGACUGUCAUGAUGGCAACAUCACCAGUGAAAGCAACAUGUUCUGUCCACACUGUUUUUAAGGCAGAGGUGACCUGGCAGAUGGAUGGAAACGUUGUAGAAAGUAGCAAAGUGGAAAAGGCUGCAAAUAAAACUCAUAUAAUCAGUCAUGUGACCGUUCCCUUAAGUGAGUGGAAACUACUGAAUCGUUUGACAUGUAAAGCUGAACAUAGAUGUUUCUCAUCCACUGUCCCCUCAAUGGGUGUGAAUGUUUCAGUGUCUGCAGUUACAGCUCCAUCAGUGGAGAUCAGGAGAUCUCUCCCAGAUUUGCUGAAGGGUGCAAGUGCUGUGUUUGAGUGUGACAUCAAAAAUGUCUCCUCCACUGACCUCUACGUCACCUUUAAGGCCAACAAUACUGAUAUCUCUGAAAAACAGUUUGUUGAGCUUCCUGAAGCCACAGGCCUCUAUUCUAUCACUAGACAUUUCUCUGUCCCUGAAAUUUACUGGAAGAAAGACACAACUUUCACCUGCAAAGUCCAUCAAGGCUUUUCCAAAAGCUUCACAUCAAAUCCAAUUGGCAAUAUUUUUGUGGACCCAUCUGUGGAACUUCUUCUGGUCCCCAGUCAAGAGUCAGGACCACAGAGACUCUUAUGCUCAGGAUGGGGCUUCAACCCUCAAAUUAAAUGGCUUCCUGAGUCUCAGCAAAGAACUUCUUUGAAGAAUGACCUCACCAUGGGAGCAGAUGGACAUGUGGCAGUAACCAGUCAACUUCAUAUCCCUCAAACAGAGUGGAAAACAGGGAAGGUCUUUACAUGUCAAGUGUCUGACAGGUCUCUGAAUAAAAAUGUCAGCAAGGAAAUCAGCAUCUGUUCAGUAAUUCCAGCAUCAUCUCAGAUAGUUGGUGUAUAUGUUCAAGGACCACCGCUCCAGCAGUUUCACAACAAGGAACAGGUGACUAUCACCUGCCUUCUGGUUGGCCCUCGUCUUAAUGAUUUCUCCAUUACCUGGAAGGUUGAUGGGGACAAAUAUUCUCUGAAUGUCCACACGGAGCCACCAGUGAGUCACAGCAAUGGGACAGAGACUUUGCGGAGUUUCCUCAAUGUGUCAGCAGAGGACUGGCACGCAUAUAAACAAGUGUCUUGUGAAGGAAAGCACCAAUGCUCCAGUCAGAGCUACAAGGACCAUAUACGCAAAAGCAGAGACCUCUAUAGACCAACAGUGAAGAUAAUACAACCAACUGCCUCUGAGCUGUCUACAUCAGACACCCUCACACUUACUUGCCUAGUUUCUGGAUACUUCCCACCCAGUGUCAUAGUGUACUGGGAGGAGAAUGGCCUGACACUCCCAUCAUCUCGCUACACCAACGGUGCUGAAUGGAAAUACUCAGGGAGCAUCGCUUAUUCAAUGACCAGCAGACUAAACGUAUCCAAAACUGAAGACAAGAGCUCUACAUAUUCUUGUGCUGUUAGACAUGAGUCAUCUGAAACUCCUUUUGAAAGCACUAUAAAGAAUGUGUUCGCCACAGUGACCCACAGCAAACCUUCAGCCACCUUGCUCCAGGGAACAAAUGAACUUGUGUGCCUGGUGAUUGGCUUCAGCCCUGCAUCCAUUAACAUCACUUGGUCUCUUGAUGAAUCCAUGGAACUGCUGCACUACAACACUAGUGAGCCCCAAAGAGGCCAGAACGGAAAGUUCAGUAUCCAAAGCCGCCUUCGUCUUUCUCAAAUCACCUGGUUACCUGGGGGAGUCAUCACCUGCAGGGUGACACAUGCAAACACCACCUUAUCCCUGAAUGUAACAAAACCAGACACCUUGGAGCGCUGUAAUUUCUUCGAUGAUAUCAUGCAUGCUGAUGUGACUCAAGACACAGGUGUGGAAAGCUGGUAUAUGGCUUUCGCUUUUCUCCUGUUUUUCCUCAUCUCUGUCAUCUACAGUGUCGUGGCUACCAUAGUUAAGGUACGAUAA